UGCUUAGAUUAUAAGGAAAACUGGAAAAGGCAAAAGACGAACGAGAAAGACGCGUGGGAUUUAUUUGUUCGGAGGAUAUGCCGCCGGCAAGGAUUCUCGUGGUUGCGGCGCUGCUUUUGACGGCGGCGGCGGUGGGGGCCGAAGGGGAGGGAUUGGUGCUAAGUCUGGAAAGGGCGAAUCACAUCGGGUUGGGGGUGAGUCAACUCAGGGAGCGUGACCGAGUUAGACACGGUAGAUUCCUGCAGCAGCAGCAGCACCAGGCUUUGGGGAUUGUUGAUUUCCCCGUUCAAGGAACAUAUGAUCCAUAUCUUGUUGGGUUAUACUUCACAAGAGUUAAAUUGGGGAAUCCUCCAAAAGAAUUCUUUGUACAGAUAGACACAGGAAGUAAUGUUCUAUGGGUCAGUUGCAAUCCUUGUGCCGGUUGCCCCAAAUCCAGUGGACUCCAAAUAGAGCUCGAGUUUUUUGAUCCUUCCAGCUCGUCAACAGCUUCUCUAAUCUCAUGUUCAGAUCAAAGGUGUGGUUUGGGAGUUCAAACGUCUGAUGCUGGUUGUUCAGAUCAAAAUCGGUGUGGAUACACAUUCCAUUGUAGCACGUCACAGUCAGGAGACCUUACGAAACCUGAUAGGGCUGUUGAUGGCAUAUUUGGUUUUGGGCAGCAAGGAUUAUCUGUCAUCUCACAGCUUUCUUCACAGGGGAUAACCCCAAAUGCUUUCUCUCACUGUCUAAAAGGAGAAGAUGGUGGUGGUGGUAUAUUGGUGCUUGGUGAAAUAGUCGAGCCUAAUAUAGUUUACACCCCGCUUGUCCCCUCACAGCCACAUUACAACGUAUAUCUACAAAGCAUUGCUGUAAAUGGGCAAACAUUAAACAUUGAUUCAUCAGUCUUUUCGACAUCGUCCAACCAAGGAACGAUAAUUGAUUCGGGAACAACUUUGGCUUACCUAGCUGAAGAGGCUUACGAUACCUUUGUUUCUGCAAUUACACAAUCUGUUUCUCAAUCUGUGCGCCCUCUUCUAGUUAAAGGAAAUCAGUGUUACCUAGCAACUUCCAGUGUCUCGGAGAUUUUUCCACCAGUUAGUUUAAACUUUGCUGGUGGCGCAUCUAUGAUACUUAGGCCCCAAGACUAUCUUCUGCAGCAAAAUACUGUCGGAGGCGCUGCUGUGUGGUGCAUUGGCAUUCAGAAAAUUGAGGGUCAAGGGAUUACAAUUCUAGGAGAUCUUGUUCUGAAAGAUAAGAUCGUGGUGUAUGAUUUGGCUGGUCAAAGAAUUGGAUGGGCCAAUUAUGACUGUUCAUCAUCUGUGAAUGUCUCAACCACCACAAGCACAGGUAGAACCGAGUUUUUCAAUGCGGGACAACUAGAAAAAAACAACUCAUUAUAUCACGGGCUUCACAAGCUAAUACAAGGUUCCAUCCUAGCUUUGCUGUUGCAUUUAGCAUUCUUUGGUGUACUUCCAUUCUUGUGACGGCUAAUUCAUUGAUUGGCAGAGGUCUUGUAAAUUUGUCCUUUUCAUUCGUUUUGCCUUUUUUUUUUUCUGUUUUCUUUGUUCUUUUGGGGUUUUUUUUGCCCCCUUCAUUUUCCACCAUUUUUGUUUAGCUCCUUGUUUUUAAAAAGCCAAUUCAAUGGGGGCAUUUGUAUACUAGAUCAUAAAAUCGUCUCGAUUGAGGCCUAUAUUUCAUUGGUUAGCAUAGAGAACUACAUGUAAGUGUACAAAAUGUCUUAUAAUAUUCGUCCCAUAUGAAUGGAACGGGUAUUGUGUGUAUCUUUAGUAAAAGACAACCAAUAUCAUCAGGAGCACACUUUUAUAUGAUUAUGGUUUCUGUUCAUUCAUCUUCGAAGCUUUUGUCAAUAGCUGGGGAUAUGUGGCAUUGUGAUUCAUUCUGUAAUAUUAAUGUGGCUUGUGCUGUUAUUACCUUGUGGCCCCUCUCCUUCUGUUGGUAUACUUGUAACAUUAUGAGA
Striga asiatica is the source of this 1954-nucleotide messenger RNA. The record is from the annotation of a GenBank genome assembly. Lineage: Eukaryota; Viridiplantae; Streptophyta; Magnoliopsida; Lamiales; Orobanchaceae.